GUGGCAGAAUGUCAGCAUUGGUGACAUCAGUACCAUUAUCUGCGGAUGAUAAUGCCACUUCUUCGUCUGCUCCCACGGCAGUGACAACAACGGACAUUCUGACAACACCUUUGUUUUUAAAUGCUACCAAUAGUACUGUGCCACACAAAUGCUUGGUGCUGUUGUAUGAGGACAUUGGCACAUCCAGAGUUCGUUACUGGGACCUUCUGCUAUUGGUUCCCAAUGUACUUUUCUUUGCAUUUCUCCUCUGGAAGCUGCCUUCUGCCAGGGCCAAAAUCCAUGCCACUUCCAGUCCCAUUUUUACCACAUUCUACAUACUGGUGUUCGUAGUUGCUGUGGUUGGGAUUGCUCGAGCUGUUGUCUCCAUGACAGUCAGCGCUUCUACUGCUGCUACAGUCACUGACAAGAUCCUGUGGGAAAUCACAAGAUUUUUCCUUCUGGCCAUUGAGUUGAGCAUGGUGAUUUUGGGCCUUGCAUUUGGCCACCUGGAGAGCAAAUCCAGUGUCAAGCGUGUCCUGGGUAUCACCACUGUUCUGUCGUUGGCCUACUCGGUGACACAGGGAACUCUGGAAAUCCGUUAUCCUGAUGCCCAACUCUCAGCAGAAGAUUUUAAUAUUUAUAGCCAUGGAGGAAGGCAUUUCUGGCUUGCCAGCUCUAGUUUCUUCUUUCUGGUAAAAUAUGUUCUUGCAAGGAAGAGUUUCUAUAUCUAUGCAGGAAUUCUUGCUGUGCUCAAUUUAGUGCAAGGUAUUGGCAGUGCUCUGCUCUGUGCAGGCAUCAUCGAAGGCUUGUGCUGCGUGGAUGCCACCACCUUCCUCUAUUUCAGCUUUUUUGCUCCACUCAUCUACGUGGCAUUUCUGAAAAGCUUCUUUGGGUCUGAACCAAAGAUCCUCUUCUCCUAUAAGUGCCAGGUGGAUGAACCUGAGGAUGUUGAUGUGCAUCUUCCCCAUGCCUAUGGGGUAACCAAAAAAGAAGGGCUGGAUUCUGGCUUCUACUCCAACACUCAGAUUGACACCACAGCAUACCUGGACGAUGUUGCUUCCAUGCCGUACCACGUGGGCAGCAUCAAUAGCAUUGACAGUGAUCGAUGGAAAGCCAUUAACUCCUAAAGGCAGAUGUGGUUGAAAGAAUAACUUUCUCUUGCACCCAUUGUUCCCUUCAGAUAAUCAUUUGGAACUCUUAACGUGUUUGUCUUCUCUU
Protobothrops mucrosquamatus (brown spotted pit viper) is the source of this 1197-nucleotide messenger RNA. It is a transcript of the gene TPRA1, whose product is annotated as transmembrane protein adipocyte associated 1. Gene Ontology annotation, biological process: G protein-coupled receptor signaling pathway. The record is from RefSeq and is a predicted model, not a curated record. Gene Ontology annotation, molecular function: G protein-coupled receptor activity. NCBI's taxonomy places the organism in Eukaryota, Metazoa, Chordata, Lepidosauria, Squamata, Viperidae. Gene Ontology annotation, cellular component: plasma membrane. Bases 9 to 1106 code for a protein of 365 amino acids. The transcript has 10 exons.